CCAUUUACAACGCUUCGAUCGACCAAUAAGAAAGCGGCGCUAUAUCGCUGGGAUUGUACGUACUAAACCAAUCCUUAUUCCUUCGCUCCCUACUUAGUCCCCACCAGGCUAAACUCUUCAGCAACGUUUAUACCAGUUAUUAACUCACGAGAUUUGUAAGUGGCAGCAACAUCGACGUUUUUACACCCUUGAUUAUCGUUUUAAAACUUGAUAAAAAAAAACUCUUCGAACUGUCAAUUCCCAGUGUUAAGUGUUAUCUGUUUAUUAUUUUGAUUAAUUUCUUGAUGGUGUAUUGUGACUUUCUUUGUUGCUUUCCGACGGACCGCGGGUACUGAUAAUAGUGUUAAAAACAGUGAUGAUGGUGUUGAGAAAAAGUUGUAGCUUGAGCAUACGGAAUAUCAAAUGCUAGCGCUACAGAAUUUGCCUCGUUUGACGUUUUUAAACACAACCAUGAUGCCUCUGGCACCUACACCAAUAGUGGCAGUGCCUUCGAAGCCUAAAAUAGGUUUUUCCAUAGACUCAAUCGUCGGCGGUGCUCACCAAGCUAGUCCACAACAUUCGCCGCUACAUUACUCGGAAAGUUCGGCACCACUUUCGCCUAGUAGUGACGCGGAUAAUAGACUGAACGGCUCUCCGAAACAGUAUACUAGUUCUCCCCAAAGAUCACCCGUUAGUUCUCCAAAGCCACCGAUUAUGGUUCCUGGAAUACCAGCGCAUACGUUGGUGCGGCCGAAUCCUACCUACGAAAAUAUGGUAGCGAAAAAUGCUUUCCUUCAGCCUGAGAUGAUGCAUAAUCAUGGACAACAUCCGUUUGCGCUGGCGGCUCAGUUUCAAGGAGCUGCUUUGGCCGCCGCGCUUACCGGUUCUCAUCAUGGGUUUCCUGGUCAUCCGUCGCAAAUGGCGCAACAGGCUCAGCCUAGAGACAGUUAUCCUUUGUAUCCUUGGUUGUUAUCGAGGCACGGGAGAAUAUUUCCGCACAGGUUUCCUGGAGGUCCAGAUAUUCCUGGAUUCCUCCUUCAACCUUUUAGAAAACCAAAGAGGAUAAGGACGGCGUUCAGUCCUUCGCAGUUAUUAAAAUUAGAGCACGCUUUCGAAAAAAACCAUUACGUCGUUGGCGCCGAACGAAAGCAAUUGGCGCAGUCGUUGUCGUUAACGGAAACUCAGGUGAAAGUCUGGUUCCAGAACAGGCGGACAAAGCACAAACGAAUGCAGCAGGAAGAAGAAGCCAAAACCAAUACCGGUCAAAAAUCCGGAUCUCCUAAUUCCCAAAACAGUUCCCAAAUCAAUAAAUGGAAAGAAGAAACGUCGGACGAAUACGGCGAGUAUAUAGAUAUGGACAUGGAGGACGAUUGUAUAAGUGAUGUAGAGAGUGAAACCUAAGUUAUUUUUAGACAACUAUUGAUUAAAUUACCAAACAACUAUGUAUUUAUUUUCUAGAUAUAUCCAUUUUUAAUAACUUUCUAAGGAAUUAUAUAUGUUUUAAAGAAUAUAAGAAGGUUAUGAGAUGUCAGCAUAUACGUAUCUACAUUUUUAAAUGAAUAAUAAUUGUGACCGGACUCUGUCUGGAUUAUCAAAAUAUCCGAAUUUUCGAAAAUAAUCAAAAAAAGAUCGUUUGAAUUCAUAACAAAAAAGAAAACUUAACUUUUAUGUUUAAAUAAUUGAGCAAAUAAGUAAAAUCAUAAACUAAUAUGAAUUUAUUCGAAGAUAAAUAUACAUGUAUGUAUUCACUUCAAC
Messenger RNA from Psylliodes chrysocephalus, 1734 nucleotides. The record is from the annotation of a GenBank genome assembly. Lineage: Eukaryota; Metazoa; Arthropoda; Insecta; Coleoptera; Chrysomelidae.